AGAGGAUAGGUCGGCUGGCUGACCACUAGGUGAGGGAGCCCAAGCAGCUGGCUCUAAAGAGGCCGUGCUCAGUAGUCAGUCAUGAGCUGUGAGGAUCAAAGACAGCUACCCAUCAGAUGAUCUUCUCUCUGCUUGCUGAGGCCCAGGCCAUCGAGGACAAGUAGCUCUGCCCUUUUGUCAAGAGUAGCUGUGACACUGCUUGUCCCCGCUGCUGCGGCUGCACCCUCUCGGGCUCAUUAAAUUGCCACCCGAGGGGCUCUCGACUCAGGGCCAUCCACCUGGAGCAUGGGGCUUUCAGAGGUCCAGCUCUGGCCAGUGCUACUGUGGGCAUUGGCGUGGAUGCAGAACGCAAGAUCUGCAUGUCCGUCCUGUGGGGGCCCAUCCCUGGCACCCCCAGGAGAACGUGCCCUGGUCCUAGAGCUAGCCAAGCAGCAAAUCCUAGCGGGCCUGCACCUGACCAGCCGGCCCAGAAUCAGUCGCCCUCUGCCCCAGGCAGCACUAACCAGAGCCCUCCGGAGACUGCAGCCCGGGAGCGUGGUUCCUGGCAACCGAGAGGAAGUCAUCAGCUUUGCUACCAUCGUAGGCAAAUCCACUUCCACCUACCGCUCCAUGCUCACCUUCCAGCUGUCCCCUCUUUGGUCCCACCACCUGCACCAUGCCCGCCUCUGGCUGCAUGUGCCCGGAUCUCUCCCUGGCACUCUCCACCUGAGGAUCUUCCGUUGCGGCACCAGGCGGUGCCGCGGAUCUCGCACCUUCCUGGCUCAGCACCGAACGACUUCCCCAGGCUGGCACGCCCUGACUCUGCCCUCUAGUGGCCUGCGGAGCGAGGAAUCUGGGGUGGUGAGGCUGGAGCUGGACUACAGGCCCCUGGGCCCCAACAGCACCCGGGUUGCGGGACUGCCACGGCGGCUCUUGGACACGGAGGGACAGCAGCGUCCCUUCCUGGAACUCAAGAUCCGAGCUAAUGAGCUCGGAGCAGGCCGGGCCAGGAGGAGGACGCCCACCUGUGAGCCCGAGACCCCCUUAUGCUGCAGGCGAGACCACUACGUAGACUUCCAGGAGCUGGGGUGGCGGGACUGGAUCCUGCAGCCUGAAGGAUACCAGCUGAACUACUGCAGCGGGCAGUGCCCGCCCCACCUGGCUGGCAGCCCUGGCAUUGCGGCCUCCUUCCAUUCCGCUGUCUUCAGCCUCCUCAAAGCCAACAACCCUUGGCCUGCGGGUUCCUCCUGCUGUGUCCCCACGGCCCGAAGACCCCUCUCGCUCCUCUACCUCGACCACAAUGGCAACGUGGUCAAGACCGACGUGCCAGACAUGGUCGUGGAAGCCUGCGGCUGCAGCUAGCAAGAGGACCUGAAGGUUCUGAGUGAAGUUCAAGGUUCAGGUUGGGGGGUUCCCUGGCAAAGACUCCCGUGUCUGGGAGCCUGAGAUUUGCUGACCCGUGCAGGUUCCCAACAGACUACCUGGCAGUGUGGCUGGGCUUGACCCCUAUGGGACUCAAAUGGGCAUUUUCUUGUCCUAGAUUCUGGUCUAUUUCAGGCUGUUUCCAAUGCGGACAGAUGGGUAAAGUGUUUCCUUUCAAGGGGACUGCCUGGCCAGCAGCAUUUCCUACAUUGAGCCCUGUUCCCGGACAGCAGGGGAUGUCGUGGGAGGGAAAGAAGGACGCAGGGGGAGAUGACUUAGUUUCUCCCCCCAGAAAAGAAAUUCCUCAAGUAAGGAAGGAGGAACUAGAGGGCCCAGCAGACUGGGGGACAGCAGACAAGCAAGCUAAGAACCCGGACUACUGCCCUCUUUGAAGCAACGUCAAGAGGAAGAGGAGCAAGGUGUGGGAGUGGGGAUGGGUUGAGGGGCUUAGGAGGACCUGGAAUUGCGAGUCAGUAAAAAGGGAUGCGGAGCCCAUGAAGUUCUCUAGCUUUCCCUCGAGGACAAGACAUAAUUUCUCAUGUGGAAGACAUAAUUUAUACUUUCUUAAUAAAAACAAGAAAGAAAAGGAACA
Molecule: messenger RNA, 1993 nt
Organism: Peromyscus maniculatus bairdii (prairie deer mouse)
Lineage: Eukaryota; Metazoa; Chordata; Mammalia; Rodentia; Cricetidae
Gene: Inhbe
Product: inhibin subunit beta E
Cellular component (GO): extracellular region
Molecular function (GO): cytokine activity; growth factor activity; hormone activity
Source: RefSeq, a predicted model, not a curated record